GAUGUGAACCUUCAAUUCAUAUUAAUAUUAAUAAUUCAACAAUCUCUGGAAAUAUUCAAGGAACUGGGAUCAUUGAAGACACUUCGCGAAAGACCAUAAAACCAGCUUUGAAGCAGAAGAAGUUAUCCAAAAACUGUUUAAGCGAGAAAGAGCCAGUCACAGAUGCUGAAAAUAGUCCGUUUUUUGUCUCCGAGCAUGGAAAGGGUUCGAACACUAAUCAAAACGAGGAGGAUGAGAUGAAAGCUAGUGUGUAUGUGACUAGUGCCCCAAACACCAGACCAAGAAACAAUAAUGAAAAGUCUUCCUCUUCUGAUGUGGAGCCUGAAGAUGAUGAAGAAAUAAAGUUUGACUUUACAGAUAUUGAAGAGGAGUUGCAACAGGAGCCGAUCAAUGAGUGGGAAGUUGGUGCCAUCAAUGUAUCACAAAGAUUUAGACAAUAUCAGAUAGAGGUACUUGGGAAGGCAAAGGCUAGUGGUUUGAAAUAUAAUAACAUUUAUGAAAUCUUAGCCUUAUCAUCAAUAAUGGUGUUCUGCUGGCCCUGCCCAUAUCCUAUGUUUACCAUUCAAGAAUGGGAGGGAAUUAUGGCAACUAAUCCAUACAAGAUUCAAGAAUCCCCACUUUCACAGGAGAUUUUAUCAUCCCUUCAUGAAGCAUAUUGUAACCAUUUUCUUGGUAAUGAUGUCUUCAUAAAUGGUGGUAAUUCAAAAAUAAGUAGAGCAGUCGCAUGUGCUUUUAAUGAUCUGUAUAACAGCAUCCCAGAUGUUGCUCCACCAAAGAUGUCUGAGGAUGAACACUGCUACAUGUUUCUUCAUCCUAUCUCUCGUCCAUUAUUUGCUGGUUCAAGAAAAGAAUAUGAACUAAUACUGAAUUGUGCCAACACAGGUUCAAAAAAAAGACCAGACCUAUCUUGCACAGUAGAUCGUGUACCAAUUCUAAACUCAGAAUUUAAACCUGUUGGUUGCACACCAUUACAACGUAAGAAAGAUGGGCUGAAAGUACAGUUAAAAGCACGAAAAUCGAUAAACCAACAACUACAAAGCAAAGGAGGUCCAGGUGAAGCUGUCAUAUUAUUAAAUAUGGGUGAUUUGAUGCAAUCAUAUUUUAUGAAUUUGAAAUAUGACGGACUAUAUU
Molecule: messenger RNA, 1131 nt
Organism: Paraglomus brasilianum
Lineage: Eukaryota; Fungi; Glomeromycota; Glomeromycetes; Paraglomerales; Paraglomeraceae
Source: the annotation of a GenBank genome assembly